AUGACUGUUCCAUCGGCCCUGGUGCCAAUCCUGCUGCUGGGAAUGGCUGCCGUUGUGGUGCAGGGCUUGCCGCUCUCUUCUUCCCUGAGGAAUGACACCCUGGAACGGCGAUGGGAGACCCUCUUUUCCAGGUCCAUGGCUAGGAUCCCAGGGGAAAAAAGGGAUAUGAGCCGGGAAAGUGACUAUUUGCUGGGCAUCAAGAGGCUGCGACGUCUCUACUGCAACGUGGGCAUCGGGUUUCAUAUCCAGGUUUUACCGGACGGAAGGAUAAAUGGCAUGCACAAUGAAAAUCGAUACAGUUUACUGGAGAUUUCCCCAGUGGAAGUGGGAGUUGUGAGUUUGUACGGCGUUAAAAGUGCCAUGUUUGUCGCUAUGAAUGCAAAGGGGAAGCUGUAUGGAUCAAGACAUUUCAAUGACGAAUGCAAAUUCAAAGAGACCCUUCUGCCCAACAACUACAACGCCUACGAAUCGAGGAAAUACCCCGGCAUGUACAUCGCUCUGAGCAAAAAUGGAAGGACAAAAAAAGGGAACAGAGUUUCUCCGACAAUGACACUGACCCAUUUCUUGCCCCGGAUAUGA
Molecule: messenger RNA, 579 nt
Organism: Xenopus tropicalis (tropical clawed frog)
Lineage: Eukaryota; Metazoa; Chordata; Amphibia; Anura; Pipidae
Gene: fgf4
Product: fibroblast growth factor 4 (heparin secretory transforming protein 1, Kaposi sarcoma oncogene)
Exons: 3
Coding region: 1-579 (192 amino acids)
Cellular component (GO): extracellular region
Molecular function (GO): growth factor activity
Source: RefSeq, marked provisional